UAUAUUAUUUAUUUAGUGUUUACUGUUUUUGUUACGACUCUAGUUUAUGUAUCAUUUUAAGUGUAUAAUAUGACCGUCUAGCUCAGCAAGUUGUUUGUUGCUAAAUGUUAAUCGCUAUCAAAUAUCAAUUUUCAGUAAUUCAGCUUUAUGGCCUGUGGGCAGAGCAUUGACCAUUCCGGCAUUCAGCUUUAGCGAAUUUAAAAUUCCAGAUUUUCAAACAUUUGCAGUUUGCGUAGAAAUGGGUGCAGAUGCUGACAUGAUCCGUUAUUCCGAAAAUGAGAACUUCAAUGUUGUUUUUUAUUUACUACUGCAGUGACGUCUUAAUAAAGUAUCGGUAAUCGACUGACCAAGUUUGUUUUUGGUCAUAACCAAUAAUUUUAAGGUCUCCGUACGCUACAAUUGCACAUUUGUACCAGCCCGACGAAUUCAAGUGAACCUACUCGGCAGGGGAGCAGACAAUCGAUAUUAGUAUAUUACAAUGAGCUGUCGCUUUUCUGGCGUCAAUGUAUCACUACUUAUACUCAAUACUCAUAACGUCUGUUUCCGUAUCAAUGUGAUGUAUUGUUUACACCACGGUCUUACACUGUGAAGAACGUUUGUAAUCCAUCUGAUAGUAGCCGAACGCCGAAUCAGCCACAUAGUACCACAAAGGAUUGAUUAAAGGUUUGAAUUGAUUGCACACCUAUAUCUGUACAAUCAAAUCACAGAAUAAGUUAUUCUGUGAUCAGAAAUCGGUUUUGAACACAACCUGAACAGCUUGAGCUGUACAAACACUCCACACUAAAAACUUUGGUCCAUUAAUCCACCAAUUAAACAGUUCAUUAUCCUGAAUUCCAAAUUUUGGUUUUAUUGAAUCCGCUUCUAGUCUAUGCAAAUUGCCCGUGUCUUUCAGUGUCGGUUUCAACAUGUGAAAUCUAUGUAAUUGAUCGAGAUUUUGGUACGUGACCCCCGACGACCUAGUACUGGUUUCGCUAAGUGUGUGAUUGUGAUCAAUUUGUCACCCAUCUCUGAGUAAUAAAAUAUAUAUUCCAAAAUGACUCCAAUGAAAGAUUACAUUAAAGUUGAGGUUACUGGUGAUGCUGAUGCUGUUACCAGUGAAUUAUAUGUCGAAAACACUAUUGAAAAUCCUGCAUGGUAUACAGUCGAAGAUAAUCAUGUAUCUUUGAUAUCUGAAAAUGUUGAGAAAGUUAUAAAAGUUGAAACUGAUAUGUUGGAUGAUUGUAUGUGGGAAAGUAGGAUCGAAAUUUCUAAAGAUGUUGCCAACCAAAAUAACGUGGAGUUAUCCUUGGAAACUCAGAAUAUCCCAGUUGAUAAUAUUGAAAUGAAUCCGGAAAGUACAAGUCAUAAAAUAUUUUACUGUAAUAUUUGUGGAAAAAGCUUUGCUUUAAAUUAUCUUUUGAAAAAUCACACAAAAGAACACAAAAGACAAGUACAUUUUAAAAUUAAUAAAUGUAAAUAUUGUGGAGAACGGUUUAAGUUAAAAUUUGGUUUGAAUAGACACAUUCAAAAAUAUCACAAUCAUAUGUAUGAAUGCAAGUUUUGCAAACUUAUUUUUGAAAAAAGUAUGUAUAAUGAACACAUGAAAAGCCACGAAAAAAAUGAAGCUAGAAUUGAUACUAUUCCUAAUAUAAAAUUGCGCAAAUUAAAUGGUGUUUGGAAAAGUAAAACAAAUGUAUUUAAAUGUAACAUUUGUUUCCAAAAAUGUCAUAGUGAAAAGAAUUUAGUAGAACAUAUGGAAACUCAUAACAAUUUUCAAACACAGUGUAAUGAUUGCUUAAAGUACAUAUCAGUUUCUGAAUUGAAUAAUCAUAUGCAACAAAUACAUAAUAAACAUUUAUUUAAAUGUCAGAAGUGUAAUCUACAGUUUGAAAAACAACAGCAUUUAAACUGUCAUUUAAUUCAUUGUUUAAAAAGUUCUUCUACCAAAUGGAAUAAGGUUCGUGGUAAAUGCAAGGUGAAUUCAACAACUUGCUCUGCUUGUGGAAUUGUUUUUAAUAAUUCUUUAUCACUGAAAAAUCAUAUGACUAUUGGCUGUAAGCAUUACACUUGUAAAUAUUGUGGGCAAUUUUUUAGUUCAAGGAUUUUAUGGCUAAGACAUAUGGAUGUUCACGAAAAAGAUGAACAGUGUGUAAUGUUAACAGUAAAUACCGAUAAAACAACUACAAUUAAAGAAUAUGAUCAAACUAAGGUUGUGAAUGGUUCUUCUUGCAAUACAAAUGAAGGGCAAUUAUUAUCUAGAAAUGUUAUUGGAAAAAAUAGUUCAGAUCAAACCAAUUUAGUGAUCAGCAAUGACCACAUUGCACCACAUUUAAUGGUAAAUAAUAUUAAUUUGAAUAUUAAUAAAGAAAAAAGAUCAUGUAAGAAAGAAGCAGUGAAUAGUAAUGAGUCAAUCACACUAAAUAUAUCACAAAAUUUAAUGAUAGAUGAGAACAAUACUAAUUUAAAGCAAAAUAAAAUCUUAGUAAAUAUCAAAAAAAGAAAUGGUUCAGGUCAAAUAGAUUUAAUGAACAGCAAUGCAACAAUUGUAUCAACUGCUUCAAAUAAUUCAAUGGCAAAUGAUUGUCAUAUUAAAAAUAUAAAGCAAGAAAGAUGUUUUAAUGCAAAUGCCAAAGACAAAAAUAUUUCACAUCAAAUGAUCAACAAUCAACCAACUGUAUCGGCUGUUCCACAUAAUUCAAUUGCAAACAAUUGCCUUGUUUUAAAUAUUAAGCAAGAAAAAGACUUAUGUACAACUACUGAAGAAACAAAUAGUUCAGAUCAAAUAAAUUCAGUUAACAGUAAUGAAUCAAUUUCUACUGUUUCACAUACUUCAAUAUCAAAUAAUGUCUUAAAUAUUAAGCAAGAAAAACACAUGAGUACAAAUGACAGAGGAAGAACAAGUUCUGAUAAUAUUGAUUUAGUGAAUAGUAAUGAUUCAAUGGCAUAUCAAAACCCUAUUAAUAUAGCUAAUAGUCAUAUUGCAUCUACCAUUAGAGAAACACCUUAUUUUUGUAUUAGAAAAUUGCCUAAUAUUAAAAGUGUAUUUUACAAUGAUAAUAAUGAACAGACAUCGCAAAAUGAUGUUAUAUUUAUAUGUAGAAUUUGUAGAAAAUCUCCAGCUACAGAUAUACAUUCAUUUGCAUUACACAUGAGUGAUCACAGUGAAUGUAACAUGCAUGAAUGUAUUGUUUGUGAUAAGACAUUUACCACUGUACUUCUUUGGACAAACCAUAUGACUUAUCAUCAACAGCAAUUAGAUUUAAAUGUAUCAGCAGUGCAAUAUAAUCUUAUAGGAACUGAUCCUAAUACAUUGGCGGGCCCAAUUAAUUCUGGAAAUACGGAACCUCAAGUUUGUACAACUUCAAGAAAUAGGAAAUUUAAGACAUCUUCAUCGAAUGAUUCAUAUUUAGAUAUAAUAAGCUUGAAUAAUAGUGCCAAUAAAAUAAAAAAUCAAUAUGACUGUAGUACAUGUAAAAAAGUAUUUCCUUCCAAGGUUACAUUAAAAGUUCAUCAUCAAACUAAUCAUAAUAAAGCACAAUCAUUUUUCUGUAGGUAUUGUGAUAGAAUAUUUUCUGGAAGGGGUCAAUGUACAAAUCAUGAAAAAUCACACAUUGGCUUAAAUGAAUUAGUUUUACAAAAUAAUGAGGAUAAUAAUCCAGAAUCAAUUGUAAACCAAAACAACAUAAGCAUAGAAAAUAAUAACAUUGAUUCUGAGACAAGGUCAAUAAAACAUAAAAAUAAAAUAAAAUUAUCGACUAGAAAAAAUUAUUGUAAUUUAUGUAGAAGAAAAUUUACAAAGCGCUGUUAUUUCACAAAUCAUAUGCAAUUAAAACAUAAUAUAAAGACAAACUCAACAAAACAACUUACAUCAAUAGAUUGCAGAAAGCCAAUUGUUCUAUCUAAAAACAUAGAGUUGACUAAUAAAUAUAAAAACAAAUUAUCAGUUCCAGUAGAUAGAGAUUUGAAUAAUCAAAAUGAAAAGAAAUCAACAUUUUGUACCAUUUGUAAUAAAAAUUUUGCACAUCUUGGUGCCUUAACCAAUCAUAUGAAUAUUCAUUCUGAUCAUAAACUAUAUAAAUGUCAAUAUUGUUCUAGAAAAUUUAGAAGAGAAGGUCCUUAUAUAAUGCACGAGAAAAAGCAUGUAUUAAACAAUGAAAUUAAAAGUGCUCCCAAUCAAAACAGGAAUAAUAUAACAGUUGAAGUUAAUGAAAAUUGUAACGAUUUUCAUUUGGUUCAUAAUCCAGUGGAUGGAAAUUCAAAUGGUACAAAUUUUAUUAACUCAAAACAUUUAUGGUUUACCUGUGAUGUGUGUGAGAAAAAAUUUUCUACUCCAUUCUUAUUGAAUAUACACCGAAAGUCACAUCCUGAUGUUGUGCCAUACAUAUGUAAGAUUUGUAAUAGAUCAUACUCAUUGAAAUUUCGAUGGAAUUGGCAUUUAAAAGAACAUUACGUAAGACAUUAUAGUAAACAACAUACUAAUAAUCUUAAAUCAAACAUUGGUAAACAAAAGAUUGGAUCUAUACAUCAUCAAGAUAAAAUGAAAUGUCGAUAUUGUAAAAAAGAAUAUAACUCAAUAUCUCAGUGGAAAAAACAUAUGACAAUGAGCAAGGAAUGUCGUCGCCAUUGUAAAAGUAAUCUUCCAGAAUUUACAUCAAAUCAAGCUUCAAAGAAAUCUACUAAAUCUUGUCGAUUUAAAUGUAAUAUUUGUCAGAAAACAUAUAGUACCUCUUAUAAUCGAUCAGUACAUAUAAAAAAUGUUCACAAUAAGUUAGAUACAACAGUUUUAAAUAUUCAUAAUAAUACCAGUUUUCAAAAAGAAAAACCAAUAGAAAUAAUUCAACAGAAACCAGUGAUUAAGAAAGGAAAUAGAAGUAAUUACAUUAAUAGCACUAAAUGUAAAUUAUGUGGUAAAGUAUAUAGUAGUGCAGCUAAUUUAGGUCGCCACGUAUCUAUAAUUCACACAAAUAGUUAUAAACCUAUGACCUGUAAUGUUUGUGGAAAGACAUUUAAACACAAAUUUUCUUAUAGAGAACAUUUAAAAACUAAACACAAAAAAUUAUUUAAAAAUUAUGAAGAAAUAAACUGUAAAAAUAAAAGAACCAACAGGAAAGUUAUACCAAUGAAUAAAAAAGGAAUUACGAAAUACUUUUGCAAAAUUUGUAAAAUUAAGUUUGCAGACAAUAUUACAUUACAAGAACACUCAAAGAUGCAUGUAGUAAAUAUGUAUAAGUGUAAAGACUGUGGUCAACAAUUUGAGACAAAUGUUACUCUGGGUAAUCAUAUUUUAGAAAACCAUAGUGCUAAUAUUUCUACAUUUAAUAAAAAUAAACAUGUUGAGAAUUAUGAGAGUCAAAAUGCGUCUCAAAAAGUAAUUAAUAAUAACCCUGCUCAAUGUAAAGUUUGUUUGAAAAUCUUAAAAGACCCUGGAUAUUUACAUGAACACAUGAGAUUACACACAGGUGUCAAACCAUUCAAAUGUGAUAAUUGUAACAAGGCUUUCAGAUUUAAAUCAAACUUAAGAAUGCAUCAGAAGAAAAAUCUGCCAUGUUAUAUUCCAUAAUAUUAUAUUAAUGUUCUAAAAUAUAAUUUUUUAGCCAUUAGAAAUUUUAAUGCAUUUUGACUUAUAUGGCUUGGACUUAUUUUUAUUGUUAUAACUAUUUAUACACUAUAGUUAAA
This is a messenger RNA of Rhopalosiphum maidis (corn leaf aphid), 5655 nucleotides long. RefSeq names its product zinc finger protein 91-like. The transcript has 5 exons. The coding region runs from base 1034 to 5539 and encodes 1501 amino acids. The record is from RefSeq and is a predicted model, not a curated record. NCBI's taxonomy places the organism in Eukaryota, Metazoa, Arthropoda, Insecta, Hemiptera, Aphididae.